Molecule: messenger RNA, 360 nt
Organism: Cetraspora pellucida
Lineage: Eukaryota; Fungi; Glomeromycota; Glomeromycetes; Diversisporales; Gigasporaceae
Source: the annotation of a GenBank genome assembly
AUGUCUUUUGCUGUCCAGCAACAACUUAUUGAAUCGUCACAUACUAUUGAGCUCGUUCAAAAUAUCGCGAAUCAAGAUCAAAUAACAUGGCAGACAAAUCGUCGUGUUAGAUUUAACCCUGAAAUCAAAGUAAAAUAUAUUGAUAGUGAACCUAAAUGUUUGAUGCAUAUCAAAGUUGUCGGUGAUUCUUUUAGUGAAAAUGAUGAUUUCAAAGUCUUGCAAUUUUUAGAAAGUCUUUAUUGGAAAGCUGUUCAAUUAAGGGCUAAUAGAAAAGCGCAUGAGAAAAUUAGACAAAAAAAAAUUAUAGAAGCUGAAAUUGAUUUGAGAGUGUGGAGAAGAAAAAAUCUUAUUGGUACCUAA